This is a messenger RNA of Pseudocercospora fijiensis CIRAD86, 1803 nucleotides long. RefSeq lists its product as uncharacterized. The record is from RefSeq and is a predicted model, not a curated record. The coding region runs from base 1 to 1803 and encodes 600 amino acids. Lineage: Eukaryota; Fungi; Ascomycota; Dothideomycetes; Mycosphaerellales; Mycosphaerellaceae. The transcript is spliced from 15 exons.
AUGGAAUACGUGAUAAACGACUUCACUAAACCCCAUCCAUCAAACUCGCAACGCCUUUCCCCACCAUGCCAUGAACUCUGCCGGCUAAGAUUGCACUAUGCAGCUGUAGAGAGCUCCACUAUCGCGGACGACCUUUGGUUACCUGAAGCGCCGGAAAUAAUCCCAUUUCGUCACCUGCCCGUGUCUUCUGGCCUCCCUUGGAGAAAUUUCAUACCGGCGAGGACGGUUUCCCGGUUCGUAGUAUGCCUCUCGCUGCUCUCUGGUCCGCAUGUCAAGCUCCUUUACUCCCAUGUCCUGUCGAGGACGUACCAAGUGACGACUGCUUGGCCGAUACCUGACAUAUUAUGGGCUUCUAUCUUCAUAGAAUGUAGGGAAUGCGUCAAGCACGACAUGCUUCACAAGCUCAGGGGCGAGUCUACCAAGGAAACUGGGCUUGCUACUUCCCAUUACAUCCAUCUCAGCCGAGUCGCCAUCACAGCCUGUAGCAGUAAGCAUGUGAUUGCAUCAACUCUUAAUCGUAGCCACGAUCAUCUUGACCGAUCAGGCGCAUGCUCCUUUUGGUCCUUAGUCAAUCCCACCUGUGACUUGACAAAGCAGCUUACAGCACAAUUUCAAUAUCCAGUCAAUUCCGUCUCGACGCUUGCGCGGCGCCCCUCGCUCCCCGGUAGCGCGAGUCGGCCUCUCGGUAGUGCUGUCGGUACUCUCACUAUCCAUACUCUCGACGACUGUGCGUUGGUUGAUGCGCACGUGGAAAGGCAUUCGAAUGAGUUCUGUGCCGACUUUCUCGAUCAUGAAAAGAAGGACCUCGAUGAUAGUCCCGUGGAUAUCGCUGAUGAGCAGCAGGAGGACGUCGACUUGAUUUCCCUGUCAUGUUUAAACUCUCAUUCCCCAUUAUUGUGGGAGGCCGAGGACAUACCAGGCGUAGUUCAUUUCAUACUCCUGCCCACUGCGCGCAGAUCGACUCUUUCGUUCCUCGCGAGCACGCUCCCUUUCUUGCUUCUGCAAUCUUGCUUGAGCUUUUUCUUUUUCUGUAGUGGCACGCCAGCCAUUGUGAGCACCAGAUCUGUGGAUGUUGCUGAGCUCUGGAUGAUCUUGAACUGUGGAUAUGUUUUGAAGCUGAUUUCCAGUGAAGUGGAGAGGUUUAUGCGGCCAAAGAGUGUGCCACAAAAGACUUGUGCGGUGACUGCCUUCCCAGCGCGAUUCGAUGAAUCUCGUAUAUUGAUGGCAACAGCGACUGAUAUUCUACGCACAAACGUGCACAUGUAUAUAUGUCGAGUGGGUGAUGAGGUCAAGUCAAGCUCGGGCCCAGCAUCGGCCCUGAUCAUUUUCUCGUCGCUUCACUUGAGCGGAGCAACUAGGUGCAAACAACGACUGGUGCAGCAUCAUUGCAUAAAUAAUGAGUUGGAUGCGCUCAAGACUUGCGCAAGCGAUCCAGCUGUGAUUCUCGCGUCAUCGCACAGAGAUGGGCCCUUGGCGGCGAUCAUUUCUGGGACCGGAAUUUCGCUCCCAGCAGCUAGAACCCGUGAAGAUCUUGGCUCUACAUUUCGAAUGCGUUUGAGAUAUUUGAGCAAUGAUCCAUUCGGUAUGGACAAUCUUCAAAAGGCGAGAGCAGCUCCUGAAAAGAGCGAAGGGGGCUUUGCAAACGUCGACAUCCAGCACGGAGAUAUGAUCAUGUAUGAUAUUGACAAGAUGAUCAGCAAAAGCCAUCAUGCAGGUAAGAAGAACCUUGACAUGGCCGACCAAUGUCUGUUUCAAUUCACAGACUACAUGCUAAAUACAAACGCCAUAGCAGAUCAAUCAUAA